AUGACCUCGCAAACAUUAAACCAGCAGUCCUGGAAAUGGCGAUGCAAUGAACUGUGCCAAGACAGCUACACAUUUGAAGAACGAGACAACCUGCGUUGGAAAAUUAAAGACCCCGCAUAUUUUAUAUCCGAGAUAAGGCAAUUGAUGGAUACUUCGAGAAAGUGCCAUCAACAUGUCUCUCAUUUGGCUGAGAAGUUAUCGAUCCUCUGCAGGAUGCUCCACGAGGUAAUAAAGGAGAUAGGACUUUCUCCAGAAACCAUUCGGGCGGCCAUUCAGGACGAGGCAUACUGGAAGCUAGAAGCCGAAGCCAUUUCUAGCGACUACGAACACAGCGUGGAGAACUAUACGUCGAUAGGUUCAAAUAUUGUUUGCUCAAACCUUCAUCAUGGAACUAUCGACCGGCAUUCACCUUCUGAAGAAGCUCCCGUGGAUGUUUCACAGCGCACCAAGCCAAACACCCCAGUAGUGACAAAAUUCGGACACGAAGACUUCGUGAAUCAACUCAGUCGCGGACUAGAGCUACAUUUGACGACGGUUUCCUGGCGAGCUGCCAAGUACGGACAACAAAUUGCCGAGGAGACACUCCCUGGCUAUACACCACCCGAUGUGAAAGAAAAGAGAAUGAUAUUUGUGGAAGACGAGAUGGCCCGCUUCGAAGCCGAUAUUUCAUGCGAUGAAAACGACAACGACGGUGGCAGGGAAGAUGCAACUCCAUGUCACCUCCAUAAUAGACCACCAAAAUCUGAGUCCAUGGAGCGAACGGCAAAGAGAAGUGACAGAGGAGCUUCGGAGCUUGAACCGCCCCACAACGGCUACCCGUGGACCGAGGAGGCUCCGCUCUACUGGAGACAGGAAUGUGCGACAGCAGACGAGUACGACGGUAACGCUUUCGAAAUUGCGGUCCAAUGCAAGAGUAGUCAAAAAGAGGCAAGACAAGCUGACUGUGACAUCGUUGUCAGCGUGUCGAAAGCCGUCUGCCGCCCACAGAUUGCCCAUCGCAGAUACGGAUCCCCAACAGAGUGAGCGCCUCAAAAAAGAGCCCUAUAGUACUGCAGACAA
Pyricularia pennisetigena is the source of this 1059-nucleotide messenger RNA. RefSeq lists its product as uncharacterized. The transcript is spliced from 3 exons. The coding region runs from base 1 to 1023 and encodes 340 amino acids. The record is from RefSeq and is a predicted model, not a curated record. Lineage: Eukaryota; Fungi; Ascomycota; Sordariomycetes; Magnaporthales; Pyriculariaceae.